GAGUAUCGUACGAAUUAACGGCACGCGCUGCCGUAAGAUGGCAGCAGCGGCAGCUAUCAAAAAUGCCCUUUUUAAAUUAUUGCGCGGCGCGGGCACCAGCUUAGCGUUGCCAGAUGACAGCCGCAUAUUCAAGCAGGCUGGCAACCUCAGAGCGCACCCACGCAACUAUUGUACAAAAACAACUAUUGGAUUUCGUCAACAAAUGGACCACACGAUACCUCCCAAAGAGUACAAAUGGACGCCUGGCAAUCUUAUCAAUGAGACCUUUAAGCUGGGCCCCAACGGUCACGUCUGCAUUGUGCUCAACCGACAAAUUCAAGUUCCCGCGCACGUGGUCAAGUUGUUAUGGAAGAACGCGACCUUGAGAUGCGCCGUGGAUGGAGGCUCCAAUCACUUGCGCAACUUCAUAGUGGCCCAGUCGGCAGCUAAACAGAACAAUAGCAGCAAAAGUGACAUUGAACCGAGCGACAUAGAGCCACCAGAUCUGAUAACGGGCGAUUUUGAUUCCAUAACGGAAGAGACAGUUGAAUUUUUUAAGAGUAUACCUAAAAUAAAUACGCCCGAUCAAGAUGCUACGGAUUUUACGAAAGCGUUCACAGUGCUGCAGCCGGUGAUGGCGCAGCGCAAGGUAAAGGAUGUGGUGGUGUUCCAUGACUGCUCCGGUCGGCUGGAUCAGGUGAUGGCCAACCUGAAUACCCUGUACAAAAUGCAAAAGGAUAAUUGUAAUGUGUAUCUGCUGAGCGGUGAUUCCAUAACAUGGCUUCUGCGACCGGGCAAACAUACCAUUCAGGUGCCACUUGAUCUGGUAACCAGCCAGCGCUGGUGCUCUCUAAUGCCCGUGGGCAGCACGGCUCACAAUGUCACCACACAGGGGCUCAAGUGGAAUCUAUAUCAUGCUCAAAUGGAGUUUGGUGGCAUGGUCAGCACCUCGAAUACCUAUUCCACGGAGUUUGUGCAGGUGGAGACGGACAGUAAUUUGAUAUGGUCCAUGGGUGCUUAUGGCUUUGAGGAGAAAUUGCGUUCGACCAUGAAAUAAAUUGGCAACGUGAAGAA
Drosophila montana is the source of this 1053-nucleotide messenger RNA. RefSeq names its product thiamin pyrophosphokinase 1. The transcript has 3 exons. Gene Ontology annotation, biological process: thiamine diphosphate biosynthetic process; thiamine metabolic process. Gene Ontology annotation, molecular function: thiamine diphosphokinase activity; ATP binding; thiamine binding. Lineage: Eukaryota; Metazoa; Arthropoda; Insecta; Diptera; Drosophilidae. Bases 38 to 1036 code for a protein of 332 amino acids. The record is from RefSeq and is a predicted model, not a curated record.